Molecule: messenger RNA, 7449 nt
Organism: Sus scrofa (pig)
Lineage: Eukaryota; Metazoa; Chordata; Mammalia; Artiodactyla; Suidae
Source: RefSeq, a predicted model, not a curated record
GACGCGGGACCCGAGACGGAGGGGGUGGGGGGAAGGCACGCGGCCGGGCCGGCGGGCGCCGGGUGGAGAAGCCCCGCUCUUCGGCCUGCUCAUCCCCGGGUCUCGGCACCUUUUCCGGGCAGCGUCUCUUGAGCCUCCUGGGAGCUCAUAGGAGGCCAACACUCAAGACCCUGCUUUCCUGCGGAAAGGGCAGUUUUUCCCUCUUCACUUCGCCAGUUGCUGUGACUUUACCGGGAUGUAGAAAUAGAAGGGCUAGCGCGGCAGGGCUGGUUAAUAAACCACAGAUUUAUCAGCUAAAUAAUCAGAUCUCUAAAGCUAACUGUAGUGUUAGGGUUAAAUUGUGCGGAUCUGUCCUGUUCAUUCAAGGGCAUACCCUUCAGUCAAUAUUCUCCCAUCCAAAAAUCAGAUCAUGUUCGAUCUAUAUUACAAAAUUUAAAACACAAUUACUUUUGCCAUAUUUCACUUUUUAAAAUUUUUACCACCGUAUAUCCUAAGCUUUUUGAGAGUUGUGAUUAACCUUUUUGCUUUUGUGUCUCUGUAAUAUCUGACAUGUUUUUGAGAACAUGGUAAGCAUUUAACAAAAACUUCUUGGUUAAUUUCUUGGUAGACCCAAGCAAAUACCUUCACAAACAAAAACCUUUGUGUUCUAAUACCCAGCUCAGGACAGAGCCUCAGUGCCUCAUUGUUUGUUGGAAAAAUGCAUUAAAUACUAAAUUUGAUCAAAUGGCAAAUGCCUAACAACGUUUUUAUUUAAAUCUACUCAUGUGUAAUACAGAUUUUUAAAAAAAUUUUUAUUACAGCUUUAAAUGAAAAGCAGUAUUAUUUGCUUAGGUAGAAGGUAACUAAAAAUCAAUUUUAACAAAAUUGAUACCGUUACCCAUGGAAGUGUGAGGCCUAUACUUUAUUUAAAAAGGAGUUCAGGAGUUCCCAUCGUGGCGUAGCAUAAACGAAUCCGACUAGGAACCAUGAGGUUUUGGGUUCAGUGGGUUAAGGAUCUGGUGUUGCCAUAAACUGUGGUGUAGGUCGCAGACUCGGGUCGGAUCUGGUGUUGCUGUGGCUCUGGUGUAGGGGACCCCUUGCCUGGGAACCUCCAUAUGCCGUAUGUUCAGCCCUAAAAAGACAAAAAAAAUUAUAAAAAUGAAAAGGAAUUUGGCAAGUUUGACAGAUUAUUCUCCUUUAUGCAUUCAGAACUGAAAAGGAAUUGAAAAGGAAAUUUCCCAACAUGUGAUUCAUGUUAAUAUUGCAUUCUUGGAGUUCCCACUGUGGCACAAUGGGAUCAGCAGCCUCUCUGGAGUGCUGGGAUGCGGGUUUGAUCCCUGGCCCACACAGUGGGUUAAGGAUUUAGUGUUGCUACAGCUGCAGCAUUGGUCUCAACUUUGGCUUGGAUCUGAUCCCUGGCCUGGGAACACCAUAUGCCCUUGGGGGUGGGAGUAUGUGUGUGUGUAUAUAUAUAUUCUUUUGCCUCUAAAAUAUAACUUCUCAUAGUAUAAAUAUGGUAGGAAUUCUGCAAAAUUGGACCGAUGAGGAAAGAAGAGAUUAUUCCAAGAGACUCUGAAGUACAGUACCCAGUUGGUAGUGAGCUUUCUGCUAAACUGUUUCAGCCCAGAAUGGCUGUGGAAUCCAGAGCAGUUUCAACCCCAGUACCUCAGAAUCCUCAGGAACAAGAGCUCAUACUAGUAAAAGUAGAAGAAAGCCUUUCGUGGGGCCAGAAAUUUAAGCAGAAUGGGAGUACCCGAUCCUGCCAAGAACUGUUUCGCCAGCAAUUCAGAAAGUUUUGCUACCAGGAGACGCCUGGGCCCCGGGAGGCCCUGGGCCGACUCCAGGAGCUUUGCUAUCAGUGGCUGAGACCAGAGGUGCACACGAAGGAGCAGAUCCUGGAGCUGCUGGUGCUGGAGCAGUUCCUGAGCAUCCUGCCUGAGGAGCUGCAGAUCUGGGUUCAGCAACAUAGUCCAAAAAGUGGCGAGGAAGCUGUCACUCUGUUGGAGGAUUUGGAGAGGGAAUUUGAUGAUCCAGGGCAGCAGGUCCCAGCUAGUCCCCAGGGACCAGCAGUGCCAUGGAAGGAUAUGCCAUGUCUUGGACCAUCCCAGGACUUAACAGACAUCCAACUCCAGCCUUUAAAGACACAGCUGAAACCGCGGGAACCUUGCCUUUCCCCACAAAGUGAUUGUAAACACAAGGAAUCAGCAACAAAGAAGGACAUUUCAAAAGAGAAAUCUCAGAGGCCUUCCCAGGAACCUUCCUUUGGAAGAGUUAGUGAACAUGAAAGUAUCUUAGAGUGGCCGCAAGGAAGUGCUGCAGGGCAGAAAUUAAGGCAAUGCCCUUCCCAGGGGACCGGUUUUAGUCAAGUCAUCUUCACACACAAAGCUCUAGGAAACAGGGAUCAUCAUGAGCCUCAAAGAAGCUUGAUUCUAAGUACGAACUCUGUAACCUGUCAGAAAGUUCCCUCAGAAGAGAGACCUUACACGUGUGAUGUGUGUGGGCACAGCUUCAAACAGCAUUCAUCUCUGACACAACACCAGAGAACCCAUACUGGAGAAAAGCCCUAUAAAUGCAACCAGUGUGGGAAGGCCUUUAGUUUGAGGUCCUACCUCAUUAUUCAUCAGAGAAUUCAUAGUGGCGAGAAAGCGUAUGAAUGUAGUGAAUGCGGGAAGGCCUUCAACCAGAGCUCAGCCCUCAUCAGACAUCGGAAAAUCCAUACCGGUGAGAAAGCUUGUAAAUGUAAUGAAUGUGGCAAAGCAUUCAGUCAAAGUUCUUAUCUCAUCAUCCAUCAAAGAAUCCACACGGGUGAGAAACCCUAUGAGUGUAAUGAGUGCGGAAAAACCUUUAGCCAAAGCUCAAAGCUUAUUAGACACCAGCGAAUUCAUACCGGAGAGAGACCUUAUGAAUGUAACGAGUGUGGAAAAGCUUUCCGGCAGAGCUCAGAGCUGAUAACCCAUCAGAGAAUUCAUAGUGGAGAGAAACCCUAUGAAUGUAAUGAGUGUGGAAAAGCCUUCAGUCUGAGUUCAAACCUCAUCAGACAUCAGAGAAUUCAUAGUGGAGAGGAACCCUAUCAGUGUAAUGAAUGCGGCAAAACCUUCAAAAGGAGCUCAGCCCUUGUUCAGCAUCAGAGAAUCCAUUCUGGGGAUGAAGCUUACAUAUGUAACGAGUGUGGGAAGGCCUUCAGGCACAGAUCUGUCCUCCUGCGCCAUCAGAGAGUCCACACUGGUCAGAAACCCUAUGAAUGUGAUAACUGUGGAAAGGCCUUUAAUGUGAGUUCAGCCCUGGUUCUGCAUCAGAGAAUUCAUACUGGGGAGAAGCCCUUUCCUUGUAAUUGGUGUAUUAAAAGUUUCAGUCGGAGCUCAGACCUUAUUAAACAUCAUAGAGUCCACACUGGUGAAAAACCUUACAAAUGUGAUGAAUGUGGGAAAGCCUUCAGUCAGAGCUCUGAUCUUAUUAUACAUCAGAGAAUCCAUACAGGAGAAAAACCCUAUCAGUGCAGUCACUGUAGUAAAAGUUUUAGCCAGCGCUCAGACCUGGUUAAACACCAGAGAAUCCAUACUGGAGAGAAGCCUUAUACCUGUAACCAGUGUAAUAAACAUUUCAGUCAAAGUUCUGAUGUUAUAAAACAUCAAAGAAUCCACACUGGCGAGAAACCAUAUAAAUGUGAUGUGUGUGGGAAAGCCUUCAGUCAGAGCUCAGAUCUUAUUCUGCAUCAGAGAAUUCACACUGGAGAGAAACCAUAUCCAUGUAAUCAGUGUAGCAAAAGUUUCAGUCAGAACUCAGACCUGAUUAAACAUCGAAGGAUCCACACUGGAGAGAAACCCUAUAAAUGUAAUGAAUGUGGAAAGGCUUUUAACCAGAGUUCAGUCCUUAUUCUGCAUCAGAGAAUUCACACUGGAGAGAAACCCUAUCCAUGUAGUCAGUGUAGCAAAACCUUCAGUAGACUGUCAGAUCUCAUUAAUCAUCAACGAAUUCACACUGGAGAGAAGCCUUACCCAUGUAACCAGUGCAGUAAAAUGUUUAGUCGAAGAUCAGACCUUGUUAAACAUCACAGAAUUCAUACAGGUGAGAAACCCUAUGAAUGUGAUGAGUGUGGAAGAACUUUUAGUCAGAGUUCAAACCUUAUUCUCCAUCAGAGAAUUCACACCGGAGAGAAACCAUAUCCAUGCAAUGAUUGUACGAAAAGUUUUAGUCGUCGUUCAGACCUUGUGAAACAUCAAAGAAUACACACUGGAGAGAAACCAUAUGCAUGUAGUCAGUGCAAUAAAAGUUUCAGUCAAAGCUCAGACCUCACUAAACAUCAGAGAGUACACUCUGGGGAAAGGCCCUAUCACUGCAAUUGUUGUGAGAAAGCCUUCAGUCAGAGUUCCGACCUUAUUCUUCAUCAGAGAGUUCACACUGGAGAAAAACCAUAUGCAUGCACACAGUGCAGCAGAAGUUUCAGUCAGAACUCAGAUCUUAUCAAGCACCAGAGGAUCCACACUGGGGAGAAACCAUAUAAAUGCAACGAGUGUGGAAAGGCUUUCAGUCAGUGCUCAGCUCUCAUCCUACAUCAGAGGAUCCAUACUGGGGAGAAACCAUAUCCAUGUGAUCAGUGUGGCAAAAGCUUCAGUCGACGCUCUGAUCUCAUUAACCAUCAAAGAAUCCACACUAGUGAAAAUCCAUAUAAAUGUGAUAUGUGUGGGAGAGCCUUUAGCACAUUCUCUGAUCUUACUGAACACCAGAGAAUCCACACCGAAGAGAAAACCCACGGGUGUGUUCAGUGCAGCAGAAGUUUCAGCCAACUCUCUGAUCUUGUUAAUCAUGAGACAGUCCAUUCUGGGGAAGACACUCUAAAUGCGAUGAAUAUGGGAAAACCUUUAGUGUGUACACCGACUUUAUUCAGUAACAGAGACACACUGCCAGAAAAAAAGUCUUAUGAAUGCUAUUGAUGAUUACGAGAAAGGUUUUAAUCAAUGCUCAACUCUUGUGCUAUGUUUGGAAAAAAAAAAAAACAGUGGAAAGGAAACAUUAAUUCAGUUUAUAUAAUGGAGUUUAAAUCAGAGCUCAGACAUUGCUAAACUUAAGACAAAUUCUGAGGGGGAACGCUGUGAGUUGUGGGAAAACUUCAGUGGGGGAAAAAUUUUUACUGAAAGCAGUAAUGGGGAAAAAAAUUCUAUCUGCUGUAAAGUGAGAAAAGUUCUAGUCUUUUAUUCAGACGGUCCACAGGAGGAAAGUUUUGUUAUAAGAACUGUGUAACAAUCUUAAUGCAGAACCUUAACAGAUGCUGUAAAAAUCAGUGUGGUGUUGUAUGCAGUCAGAACUCAGAAGGAAAUGUAUUAGUGUUAUAAUUGCAAAACUUUACAGGGCCCAAAUCACUUAUUGCAUAUCAGAGAAGUUAUUUUAGAGAAUGUAGGGAAAAAAUAAACCCCUUCCAUAUCUUAGUAUUCACUCUGAUAAUUGGCACACCACUUAUCUCCUGACAGCUGGAGAGUCCUACCUUAUGCUAACAGUAGGCAUCAUUAAAUUCCCUGUGCUAUUCUGGUAUUAAACAUUAACUACAUAACUCCAGUGCUGCAUUUCCUUUUGCUUUUUUCUUUUUAAAAGCAAGAGAGAUGUAUUAAGGCAUCAGAGGAGGUUGGGCUGAGCUCAAGAUGGCACCAGCCCUGACUGAAGUGGUGCUAGGCUUGUAAAGGAUCUAUGGCUGGAGCUUGUGGCAGGAAGGAUGAAGAAGUAGGAGGGGAAGGUCAAGGGAGGGGUUGGGGGUCAAGUCCCAUCAUAGAGGGCUGUUAAUCCUUGUAGGUGGUCAGUCUAUACAGGCAGUUGUUUCUGUAGGCCAUUCAGGGCUGCAUUUUCUCAAAGAUCCUUUUUUAAAAAAGAUUUUUGGCCUAGUUUUGGUCUUCCUAGUGAACACGAGUUUUCAAGUUCCUAUGAUGUCCACAGCAAAUAUGAACUUGUUUGUUUUUUCUUUUUUAGUGUUUUUAAGGGCUGCACUGGAGGCAUGUGGAAGUUCCAGGCUAGGGGUCAAAUCAGCUGUAGCUGCCAGCCUACACCGCAGCCACAGCAACUCGGGAUCCGAGCCAUGUCUACGACCUACACUACAGCUUAUGGCAACGCUGGAUCCUUAACUCACUGAGCAAGGCCAGGGAUUGAACCCAAGUCCUCAUGGAUACUAGUCAGACUUGUUACUGCUGAGCCAUGAUGGGAAUUCCCUAGUUUGUUCUUAAUAAUGGGACCCAUGCAUAGAUUUUAGUGGUUUGAAAUUACUUCUUCAACAUUAUGAUUCAAUCACAUCUAAAUAUGUGAAACAAUUUUUUAAAUAUGUUAAAGUGUGAUCUCUGUACUAUGUUUAUCUUGUCACCUGUAGGUAGAACAAAAAUACUAGCUAAAAUAACACCCACAUUACUAACUUAUAUAACAUAUUCUGUCUAAAAAUAAAAAGGCGUAUUAGAUGCCUCGUUAGUACGGUAGGUAGCAUGUCAGUCUCAUAAAAAUAAAAAGACCUAUUGAUCUUUUUUUAAUGUCAACAUUCAUCAGACUGUUUUAUUCGUUGAUUUGUGACCUACAUAUUGAUAACAGACUACAAAUAGAAACAGUUUGUUAAAAAUAAGAAUUGUCUUUCUAGUAUUAACCAUUUGCUAAAAUCCUGCUACUGUCAUUUACUUCGACUAUCCCCCCAUAAUUGAAUAAUUUAAUGUGCAUUGUUAAAUUAUUAUGUGCAAGGUUUCAUAGUAUUCAAAAAGAAAUACUGUCCCCCCCAAAGCAUGUAUUGUAUAGUGAUAAAGACUGAAAACACAUGGCUCAAUAUAAUCAUAAAGGUAGACAAGAUGCUUAUAAGAACUCACAGGAGGUAGGUUCAAUUCUAAUUGGAAAGAAAAGGAAAGUUUGUGGAGCUCCUGAAAUUUGAGUUUUGAAGGAUGGGAGGAGAGGCAUAAAGUCUGGGAGGAAAUAGUCAACAAAGAAAUAGAAGCAAGAAAAAUACAAGAAAUGAUGUAGAGUAUGGUGCUUGGUCAUUAAUUCAUUCAGUAGAUAUUCAGUGAGAGGUACUGUACUGAGUGCUCCUAAAGAAAAAAUGGUAACUGCUCUCAUGCUCAAGUGUUUAUGAAAAUAAUGACUGAAACAUGACUUAAAGUGUAAAGCAGAGGAGUUCCCACUAUGGUGCAAUGGGAUUGGCAGCGUCUCUGCAGCACCAGGAUGCAGGUUCAAUCUCUGCCCAGGCAUUGUGGGUUAAAGGAGCUGGCACUGCCGCCAUGUGGCAGAGGUCAGAGCCGGGGCUCAGAUCUGAUCCCUGGCCCAAGAACUCCGUAUGCCACAAGGUGGCCAAAAAAAAAAGAAAGAAAGAAAAAAGUAAGGUGGAAAUUAAAGUAGGAGAAAAGAUGAGGAGUGCAAUGCUAAAAAAGCAGUCACUUUAACUUUUUGCAGUUUACUGUCAUCUGUAAAACAGAAAAGUACUAGGUAUAGUUGGAAUAAAUUUCCUAUUUCUGCAUUUUU